This is a messenger RNA of Syngnathus acus (greater pipefish), 2749 nucleotides long. RefSeq names its product ELAV like neuron-specific RNA binding protein 2 (gene elavl2). Bases 405 to 1562 code for a protein of 385 amino acids. Gene Ontology annotation, cellular component: ribonucleoprotein complex. The record is from RefSeq and is a predicted model, not a curated record. Gene Ontology annotation, molecular function: RNA binding. The transcript is spliced from 8 exons. Lineage: Eukaryota; Metazoa; Chordata; Actinopteri; Syngnathiformes; Syngnathidae.
UAUUCGCCGGCAGCACUAUGUUCCUUUUAAAGACGAGCUCCUCCGUGCGCCGCUUGGCACUCAGAAAUGUCGCCUGUUUGUGUGGCCCACCUGUAAAAGCGCGAGACAGGCACGAGCCAGGGGCUUCUCCUUUUUUUUUUUUUUUUUUUUUUACUUAUUUGAUUCCUUUUUAUUUCUGUGCCCCACCUUCCCUUUUCCCUUCCGACCCCUUCUCAUUUUGUUCCUGCAAGGAAGUCAUUUGUGUGUUUUGAUUUAAUAAAUAUUUUAUUUCCCCAUCCUCAUUUUAUGUCGUUUGUGUUUCUUUUUAUGUUUGAACUUUAAAAUAUUUAUAUUUUAUAUAUACCAUUGGCUACUUGGACGUCCGUAACUUUCAUUUAUAAAAACGAAGUCAUCUCUACGCUAACAUGGCAGUCAGACUGUGCGAUGUGGCCUCUCUGCUUAGAAGUGGCUCGUGGGCCUCCGAGCCUUGGACCGGGCAGGUGAUAGCAGCCAUGGAAACGCAGCUGUCCAACGGGCCCACGUGUAACAAUAGCAACGGGCCGUCGAGCAUCAACAACUGUUCCUCGCCCGUGGAGCCGGGUAGCCUGGAGGAUAGCAAGACCAACCUGAUCGUCAACUACCUGCCUCAGAACAUGGCCCAGGACGAGCUCAAGAGCUUGUUCGGGAGCAUUGGAGAGAUAGAGUCCUGCAAGCUUGUCCGAGACAAAAUAACAGGGCAGAGCCUCGGCUAUGGAUUUGUCAACUACGUGGAACCUAAGGAUGCGGAAAAAGCCAUCAACACCUUGAAUGGCCUGAGACUUCAGACCAAGACCAUCAAGGUGUCCUACGCACGUCCGAGCUCCGCUUCCAUCCGAGAUGCAAAUUUGUACGUCAGCGGCUUGCCGAAGACCAUGACUCAGGCGGAACUGGAGCAGCUCUUCUCGCAGUAUGGCCGCAUCAUCACCUCACGCAUUCUGGUGGACCAGGUGACCGGUCUUUCCAGAGGUGUCGGCUUCAUCCGCUUUGACCGGCGGGUGGAGGCCGAGGAGGCCAUCAAGGGCCUUCACUGUCAGAAACCGCCCGGUGCCGCCGAGCCCAUCACGGUCAAGUUUGCCAACAACCCCAGCCAGAAGAGCAACCAGGCGCUGUUGUCGCAGCUGUACCACUCGCCCAAUCGAAGGUACCCGGGACCACUCGCACAGCAGGCACAACGCUUCAGGCUGGACAACCUGCUCAAUAUGGCCUAUGGCGUGAAAAGGUUCUCGGCCAUGGCCAUCGACGGGGUGACCAGCCUGGCGGGCAUCAACAUCCCGGGUCACAGCAGCGGCUGGUGCAUCUUCGUGUACAACCUGGCUCCCGACGCCGACGAGAGCAUCCUGUGGCAAAUGUUUGGGCCCUUCGGGGCCGUCACCAACGUCAAGGUCAUUCGCGACUUCAACACAAACAAGUGCAAAGGCUUCGGCUUUGUCACAAUGACCAACUACGACGAGGCGGCCGUGGCCAUCGGCAGCUUGAACGGCUACCGCCUGGGCGACCGCGUGCUGCAGGUGUCGUUCAAGACAAAUAAGACCCACAAAGCGUAAGCGCCGCGCACGGUCGCGCCCGUCACAUCACUUUCUUUUCCGUGAGCACUUUGGUUUUGUGCUCUCGUCGUUCCGUAUUGUUGUGAUUCUGUUCUCGUUUCGCUUGGUUCAGUUCUCGUUUCGCUACAGCUAAUUUUUCCAAACGUUUUUUUUUUUCUUUUGCUUGUCUAACUUUUCAAUGUUCUCUGUUUUGUCUGCGCUUACUGUCUAAUGGAUGAAAAGACAAAAAAAUUCUUAAAGCAAGUACCUUGCCAAAGAGCUCCGAACCUCUUUGAUGUGGGUUUAAAAAGCGUCUAUUUUUAUAAAAAGAGAAAUUCGGAGAAACUUUUUACAGGACCUGGAAGAUAAAUGAUGAUCAAAAAAAUAUUUUGUCUUUGCGAAAUAUCUUCAUAUGACAUCUUAUGAUGCUUUGAAACUUUAUGAGAAAGUUUGCAGCAGGAGAGAUUUACGGCAUAAACGCUCGCCGUUUGCCGUCUUUGUAGUUGAGCCUUUCGCCAGCCUUUCCCGGCCGGCGUAGUGUGGUGGACCUGCCAGGUCCAGUCGCACUCCUGAUUCAAAAAGGCUUUGUUUUUGCUUUUUUUUAAAUAUUGAAAGAGGAAAAGAAAGCUAAGUUAAGUAUGUAAAUAAGAUUUUGGAGGGGCUAUUUGGCCAGCUUGUGCUUUGAGUUUGAUACUUUAAAUUUUUGGGAUGCCCCAAGUGGAAAUCCUUCCUUAGUUUGCCAGAUGAGGUGUUUACGGUACAUUUAAUUAGUCAUUGGUUUGUUCUGUAAAAUAGUCUUGUCAAAAAAAAAAAAAAAAGUGGGGGAAAAAGAUCUAUUGGAGAUUUUGAUUUUGUUUUCUGUAUAACCCUUCUAGAUAUGUGUAAAAAUUGUCUUACAAACCACACUUUGGAACUCUGAUUAUCUUUUUGUUGAUUCAUAUUCACUUAUCUACGAAUAUGUACUAUUGCGUGAUGCAUAUAUGGACCUGUCGUCAGUGUAUAAUGGCUUCCUCCACUUGAGCGGUGAGAACGACGUAGUUGUCAUUGAUUGGAUGUUAGCAGUUGAUGACAAACUAAUAGACAACAGCGUGUGAUAUAUGCAUUAUGAAUAUCUUUGUUAUUCUUGCUUCGAGUUUCCUCCCAUUUGUGUUGGUGCCUGUUGAAUUUGUUUUGAUCGUGAGGAUAUUCAUUGAAGUCGUGAAGUCUAA